CUAUGAGUCAUUGUCAUUCAGUUUGUAUAUUGUUUUCGUUUUCUUUGUGAUUUAGAAGUAGAGUUAUAUUGCGACGUAAAAUUUUUGGUAACUCAAGAUGGCAGACGAAAAAGAUAUCAGUAAUGACAAGAAUGUUAAGUUUCAAGUUUUGCUCGAGAAUUACAUUGAAAAAUUAAUGGACAUCCUAAAUAAUCUCGAAGCACUCAAAGAUACUAUUGCAUCCCACCAUAAAACCUGUAACAUAGCGAAAACUGCUGGGACUGCUGUAAGCGGAGCUGGUGUAGCUAUGAUUAUUGGAUCUGUACUCUGUGCUCCUUUCAGCGGAGGUGGAUCUUUAGCUGUAGGAGCAGGUGGGGCUUUAAUGUCGGUCACAGGUGGCAUAACAAAUGUGAUUACCGAUUAUGUGGACUAUCGAACAACUACGAUGAUUAUGAAUGAUAUUCAAAAUAUUGUAAGUAACAAAGAAAGUUUCGACGAAAACCUCACCAGACAAUUGAAACACUUCGCAAUGGUUAUAGAGAAGUUGAUUGAGAGUGGAGUUGAUAAGAAUGGGGCAAUCAUAAUAGCUGUGAAGGGCAUUGCUAAUGGAUGUAUAGACCUAACAGAGGAACCAAACAUGAAAAUGAUGAAUACUCUAAGUACAAUAAUCAAAUUGCAUCACGUUGAGAGCGCAGCUCUUGAAACGCUUCCGAUUAUUGGAAAAACUAUGCACUUUUCUGAAAAAAGUUUUCAGUUCAUCUAUAACUUUUUUGGAUUAACUGGGCAUACAGGAGCAACUGUUUUCAAGACAAUAGGGAGAAUCUCAAGUGUUAUUUCUGUUGCUUUCACUGUUGUGGAUGUAGCUCUUUUAGUGAAAGAUUGGAUGAUAGAACAUCCUACUUUAGAAGUAGUACUGGAUACUGAGAAGAAAAUUGAAAUGGAAAUGAAUAUACUUCGUGAUCUUCUGGAGGUUAUUGUUUCGUCGAAAGAUGAAGUGCAAGAUGUUUGGAAAAAAGUGUUGAAGGAAAUUGAGGAACUAGAGAAGAAUGAACUUGAUUUUGAACAUGAUUUUGAAAUUGUAGAGAAAGAAAUUGAGAGUUGUUAGGUAGCUACUUAAAUUUUUAUAAAGCGACUGAAGUCAGUGAUUUUAUAUUCAUUCAUAUUUUGGUAGAUAAUAAGUUUUAAAAGAUAUUAUAAUUUUAAGUGAGUUUUACAUAGAAAUAAAUGGUACUUUAUUAUGUUUUCGAAUAUUUUGGUAUUCAGUUAUCCACAGGUUUUGAGUAGAUAUAUUAUCUACAUAUUUCAUACUGUGAAAUUAGGUUUUUCAAAGUGAUAAGGGUUAGGUGGAUGUAUAAAAGGUUUGUGGAUGUAUCUAUCUUCUACUAAUAGAACACAUGAAGAUUUUUUAAUUUUAAUGAAAUAUUAAAUAUAUUACUAAUUUUCAAUGAUUACCACAACAAAAAACAUCCACAUUUCACUUGAUAUCUUCAUAAUACUCCUAUCGUGACCUUAUUAUACUUAUGACUUCGAUCUCCUUGAAAAAUUGAUUGAAACUAUUUUAGUUUCAGACAGAUAUAUUUUCAAUCUUUUUUUUGAGCAGAUCAUGACUGAUCUGUCAUAUUUUUAAAAGAUUUUUUUUUCUCAAUCAGGUUCGACUUUUAGGUUAUGUAGGUUUAGUAACUAAGUGAAUUGAAUCUCGCCCACUAUUGGAUUAGUGUUAUGGCAUGUAUUUUUGAAUUUGGUAAUAAAAGACUGAUAAUUAAAUACUUUUUUUAAAUUA
This is a messenger RNA of Leptinotarsa decemlineata (Colorado potato beetle), 1759 nucleotides long. RefSeq lists its product as uncharacterized. Gene Ontology annotation, biological process: lipid transport; lipoprotein metabolic process. The record is from RefSeq and is a predicted model, not a curated record. NCBI's taxonomy places the organism in Eukaryota, Metazoa, Arthropoda, Insecta, Coleoptera, Chrysomelidae. Gene Ontology annotation, molecular function: lipid binding. Gene Ontology annotation, cellular component: membrane; extracellular region.